AUGUGUUUUCAGGAUGGAACGCAGCUAUUCAUUGGUGCUCCUGGAAGUCACUAUUGGCAAGGACAAGUGUUCACUGUGGACGCCAAAAAGUUCAUGCCUUUCCUGCCCCCCGAAUCAAUUCGAGUGAAUGCGACUGCAGGGCAGCUAUUUGUUGAAAACUUGCACAGAAGACCAGAGGUCUAUGAAACACCAGAAGGGCCAUCUACAGAUGAUGAUACCUACCUUGGGUAUUCUGUAGCUGUUGGGUACUUUGAGGGUCCUGAGGGAAAUACAACAGUUGCAGUUGGCAGACCUCGCGGAGACCAUCUCCAAGGAAAGGUGGAGAUUUAUACCUGGGAUUUGCUCCAAAUUGUGGAUAUUAGUGGUGACCAACUUGGAGGAUAUUUUGGCUAUUCGUUAUGUGCAUCUGAUAUGGAUGGAGAUGGAAAAGAUGACUUGGUAGUUGGUGCUCCACUUUACACUGAACGUAAUAAUGAAGGAAAAUAUGAAACGGGACGAAUUUAUGUGUUCUACCAAAGAGGAGAUUAUGAAAGGAAUAACUCACGUGAUGGCAUCAAUUCCCGAUCUCGUUUUGGAUUAUCAGUGGCUAGUCUUGGAGACAUUAAUAGAGAUGGAUAUGGUGAUAUUGCUGUUGGUGCUCCAUAUGAUAGCCCAGAAGGAAGGGGUGCUGUUUAUAUUUAUCUUGGCUCAUCUGAAGGAAUCAGAGUAAAGCCAUCUCAAGUCAUUCAUGCCAAAGAUGUUUCACAAAGUCUUUCAACUUUUGGAUUCUCUCUUUCUGGAGGCUUAGAUCUAGAUAAUAACUUUUACCCUGAUUUGGUUGUAGGUGCUUAUGAAUCAAAUUCUGCUGCAUUUUUCAGGGCACGUCCAAUUGUAAAAGUCAAUGCCACUGUGGAAUUUAUUAAUACAAACAAGCAAAUCAAUUUAAAAAAUCAUAAUUGUAAAGUUCAAGGCCCUGAUAAUAAUGCCAUUUGCUUUGGAGUUUCAUCUUGUAUAAUAUUUGAUGGUUUGGGAGUAGAUAAUGGGCAUGAAUUUAAUAUAACAAUAACUCUUGAUGCUGCAAAACCAAGAAGUUCCCGCAUGUUUUUUCGAGAUUCUCCCCAGAAAAAUUCAAUGAAUUUUAAUGCUUGGGCUGUCAAAAACACAAUGUACUGCAGACCUUUCAAUGUAUACAUUAAGUCAAAUAUUAGGGAUAAACUCACUCCCUUGGAGGUGGAGAUGCGAUAUAGUUUGCUCUCUCCCCGUGUACAAACCCGGUCAUUGACUCCUGUUCUAGAUUUAGUUCGUCCUCCUGUUAAAAAGGAUACUCUCCACAUUGCCAAGAACUGCGGUCCUGAUAAUAUAUGUAUUCCAGAUUUGAAAAUGAAAGUUGAACCGAGUGUGGAAGAGUACUUCUUAGGUUCUGGAGAAGAUUUCAAAUUAAGAGUUCUUGUUGAAAAUAAACGAGAAGAUGCAUUUGAAGCAACAUACUCUCUUAAGAUUCCACAAGGAUUGAAUUACAAAAACAUAGCUCGGUUAGAUGAGAAUAAAGAUGUAACAAUUCAGUGUUCACCACCAACUACAGCUUCAAACAAUACCUUACUCUGUGAUAUUGGCAAUCCUUUGUCAUCAAAGAAACAUGUUGAGUUUGAGGUUCUCAUGCAGCCAUCUUAUGCAGAAGGUUUACGUUCGUAUUACGACUUUGAAAUGGAAGUGAAUAGCACCAAUCCAGAGAAGGAAAUCACCAAGGAUGACAACAAAAUAAUGUUCAAAAUUCCAAUUAACAUUCAGACAGAUUUAUCUGUUAUGGGAGCCUCCUUUCCAUCUGAUGUGCAUUGGAAUUCUAUGGACUACAGUAAAACUGAAGGAUUUAAAGAGGAAGCUGAAAUUGGACCACAAGUUGUUCAUGUUCAUAAAAUUCGCAACAAUGGACGUGUUAAUAUUGUGAAAGCGGAAGUUUAUUUAGUUGUACCAACAAGCACAUUUGCAGAUGACAAUAUUCUCUAUUUGUUGGAACAACCAGAAACCAAAGGUUCCAUAAAAUGUGAUGCAAUUGAAGCUAAUCUUCUAUCACUUAAGCUUGAAAAUAGAAGAGUAUCCUAUUUAGAUGGCCAAGAAAGAUUAACUGGUUCAGUUGAGCAAUCUGCAUCCAAGGAAUCAUCUUCAUCAUCAACAUCAGCACAAAGCGGUAGUUCCUCCUCACAGGGACAAAGAAGUAGAGGAAGCCUUCAUGAAGAUGAUGCUCCUUCAGAAGGAGGGCGAAGGGGUGGAAGUGCAAGCCAGCAAGAAACCUACCACGGGCAUGGAGGUGCUCAUAGACUAGUAGGAGUAGAUGAGGAACGAGUCAUUCACAAAGACGAAGGCUUAGAAAAUUCAGGAAGAGGAACAUUUGGGCAAACAGGAUCCGGGUAUUUUCAACAAUCUAGUCACAGUUUCCAAAACAAGUCUCGAACAUCACAACACGUAGAAACUCAGAGUGGUAGUUCUGGGCCAGUUGUGCACAAAUCAACAAAUUAUAGUGCAAGUUGGAGCAAGGAUGGUGGGCCAUUGCACCACUAUGAGAAUCACACUUCGGAAAGCGGUGGGCAAGUACAGACCAGUGAAACACAUCACAAUGGAAGAGGUCAAGGGGUCGUUGAGCAUCAUUCUACUGGAGGAAGAACUGGAGGAGGUGUGGAAUAUGAAUCAAGGACCCAUUACUCCAGUUCUUCAGGAUCACAGUCAGGUCAGGCAGAAAGAGGUCAAGGUGCUGUUGUUCACCAUUCUGACAGAGGACAAACUGGAGGAAGUGCUGAAUCUGAGUCUAGGACUCACUACUCCACUUCACGAUCACAGUCAGGUCAGGCAGAAAGAGGUCAAGGAGCUGUUGUUCACCAUUCUGACAGAGGACAAACUGGAGGAAGUGCCGAAUCUGGGUCUAGAACGCACUACUCCAGUUCUUCAGGCUCACAGUCAGGCCAGGCAGAGAGAGGUCAGGGUGUUGUUGAUCACCAUUCUGCUGGUGGACGAACAGGAGGUAGUGCUGAAUAUGAGUCCAGAACUCACUAUUCUAGCUCUUCAAGAUCACAAUCAGGCCAGGUAGAAAGAGGUCAUUCUGAUACUUCUGGAAGUAAUCAAACUAGUGGAACCUACUCAAGUGGGGGAAGUUAUCAGGAUAAUACUAGCAUUUACCGUGAUAACACUGGAGAGUCUCGAUAUAAUGCAAGAGAUCACAGUGACAGAGAAGGGAGAUAUGAUAAUACUGGUUAUAGGGAUAAUAAAGAUUAUAGAAAUUAUGGACAGGCUGUUGGUUCCCACACCAGUCAGAGUGGUCACCAAGAGACCGGAGAUGGUUAUCAUGAAAGUACAGGAUAUUACGAUAGAGAUUACCAUGAUAAUGAAGAUUAUGAAAGUGAAAGAGAUUACUAUGAUAGAAGGCAAGACUCAGAUAGAACACAGGGACAGAAUAGUUCUCAUGGAGUGUUUAGACAUAGUUGGUCUACAAGUGGAAGUAGUAACUCAAAUGCAGGACACGGCACCCAGUGGUCUUCAGGGAGAGAUAAUGUUGGUCGUGACAAUGUUGAUGAAAAUGAACGACAUGUUGAUGGCCAGUAUGGCUCUUUAGACCACAGAUCUCGAGAAAGAACCCAUCAAUAUGGUGACAAUGAUUAUAAUGUUGGGGAAGCAUCCCAUUCUUCAAGUAAUCAUCAUAGAACAUCCAGCUCUCAUCAGCAGUCAUCCUCUGGUUGGAGUCAGAGUGGCACUUCUCAUACCUACGAUCAGAAUUAUAGAGGAGGAGGUUAUGGAGAUGAUUCUUCAAGUGAUGCAAAUGUUCAUCAACAUCUCGCUUCAAAUUGGAACUCUGAACAAAGCCAAGGACGUGCUGGUCAGAGCCAAGGCUCAGAUCAUUAUAAUUCAGGACGAGCGGCAGCAAGUGGAAGAGAUCAAAGAAUAAAUAAACCUGGAGGGCAAGCAUCAAGAGGAAGUGGACAAUUUUACACUUCAUCGGUUUUAUUAGGGGAUGGUGGUGAGGUUGAUCUGGGUUAUGCUGCAAGAGGUUAUGGUCAGCAACAUGGCUCCUCUUCCAGUUCUAGCUCAAGACAUUAUGCUAAUGAAGAACAUCGCAGGACUACUGUUGAUCCUGAUUUGGCAGACUUAGGUGCUCAAUUUACAAAACAACCAGAAGGAAACCAAAGACAUGGUUCUCAUAGAGACGAAGACGAGGAGGGUCAACUGAGAUUAUAUGGUCGAUAUCGUCGAUCUGUACCUGAUAGCUCUGUACAAGAGUUGUUAAAAUGCAAUGCCACAAAUUGCACAAGAAUUCAUUGUACUUUGGGACCUCUUACUGAAGGACAAGAUGCAUUAAUUGCUUUAAGAAUGAGAGUUUGGGUUCCUACUAUGAAAAAGCUUAAAGAUAACAGAAUAAUAAAAACUUCAUCUCGAAUGGUCCUUCAAGUAACAGAAUUACCACAUAUUGGCACACCACAUGAGCCAAUUGUUCGUGAUCAUGAAGUAUUCACAGAUAUUGUGUCUACUGAUUCACCUACUAUACCUGACAUUGUUCCCCUUUGGGUUGUUGUUUUAUCUGCUGUAGCUGGCACAAUUAUUCUGCUGUUGCUAAUAUUUUUAUUAUGGAAGUGUGGCUUCUUCAAGAGAAACAGGCCUGCUGAUGCUGCAGAGAAAGAACCAUUGAAUCGCAAUGGGCAUUAUUCAGCAGGUGAUGAGGCGCUUUAAAUGUUCAACUCAACAACAACCAGAUGAGUUGGUAUCAAAAUAACAGCAGGUUUUCAGUGCAUUUCCUGUUUGACAGUUUUUAAUUACUGAUCAUUCUGUGAAAAACACACAAUUAAAUUAUUAUUCCUACAUUGGAAACUCGAAGAUUUCACUCCAAUGGCAGGAAAAUAAUAAUCCUCACUAUUUGAAUUUAUGAUUCAUAUUUCUUUUACAUUGUUUUAAAUUAUAAUGCCAGUGUCUCGAUAUUUGGUAGUUCCAUCUUUACCUUUAAAUUAAAUGGUGCUACAUCAAUGAGAAAUGCUAUAUUCUACAAAUUUGAUUUCAUAAAGAAUCUCAAUAAAUCAGAAAACAAACUUUUUUUAAAUUAUGCUCAGAGGUUAGUGAUUUAUCAUUGUUUUCAUCUAAUGAUUUUAAUGUGGCAGCAAAAUAGUUUAAUAAUGCUUCUGUUUGAUCUUGUUUUAAUUGUGAGAUAGAACAACUUAAUUUUAGGUAAAUGUUGUUUAAUAUAUAAUAUAGGAGAGAAAUAGUAUUUUCUUACUGCCAUUGUAUAUUUGAAUUACUGGUUUUAAUUCAUUUCUCUCUUAUUCAGAUCAAAGACUUGAGUUCUUUUUAAAGAAACAAUGGAACUUGUGAGUUUGUUGAAUAAACAAAAAUUCACCAAUAGCAAUUAUGUAUUUGGAAUUUUGAUGUAUUUGAGAAGUUUGAAUAUGAGUUAAGGCAGGUUACAAAUGUCACUUAAGAAGAAAUGUAUGCCUUUAAAGUAAAUACUUUGAACACUUGCAAAGAAAUUGAAAUCAAUCAAAUUAACAAUAAUUUUCUCUACAUUAAUUUUAUAUGUAUGUGAAUACCAUGAAGUUAACUAAUGUUCUCAUGACUCAGCCUUAACAAUACAAUACUUUGAUAAUUCUUAAAAUUCCAUCAAUCACUGAGAGUGAAAAAUACGAGUGUGAAAGAAUGGCUCUAAAAAAAUUAUCAGAGAAUAUUCUGUACAUAAUUUAUAAAGUUACAUUUCUUAAUUUAUAAUUUAGAUUGUAAUUAGCAUAAAUGACAAUGACAUGAUUAAGGUAAUAAAUUGAAAACAUUGAUAUUUAUGUUGAUAAAUGCAUAACAAGACUUUAACAAAAGAUGCAUAACUUUGCGUAAAUACAUUGAAAAAUUGUAGUUAAAGUAUUCCAUGGCUAGAGCCCAUUUCUUCUCUUACAAAGGAACAUACUAUCCUUGGUCAUCAUAGAGUCAAGACCAUCAUAUCUGCAUUUCAUAUUAUGCUUCAAAACAGACCCAAAGAAUGUUGCUUGAAGGAUUGGUCUUGCACACAAGGAUAUGGUGUCACCUUGACAGUGAAGAUAAAUACCAUGGAAGAUAAUGUGUUUGCAAAUCUACUAGCAAGUAGUUUCUACUUGUGGCCUUUUGUGAAAAAUAAAUUAGAUAAAAUGUUUGACAGAAGAAAUUUGAAACAAGGUACCUUAAUAAAAAUUAUAUUUUGUAAGGAUGUUACAUUGUUACAUGGUUACUGAUGGCAAAUGAAACAGAGAGAAAGUUUCAUUAAUAUUUUUAAAUGGCGUGAUUUCAUUGAUAUAUCAAAAUUUUGUGAUACAUAGACUUAAAUAUUUCAAUUUUAGACAUAUCAUGUCUAAGUCAUUCAAACCUUUGAGGCAUUUUUAAAGGGUUAUCCAAGAAAAAUGAAAAAGUGUUAUUUUGUUUAUGGUUUACUAGUUCAUUACUGUAGGUUUAUGGUCCUGAAACAAAAUGUAUUGUAGUAUUCCUAAUAUCCUCAUGAGCCUUUCAAAUUAUUUAUGCCCUCUAUCAAUUUAACAGUAAUUUCUAUUUUUUUAUAAAAUUUAUUUAUUGAACUUAAAAAAGGAAAAUAUUUAAUACACGAUAUUUCGCUUAAAUAAGAGAUAUGAACUCAAAUCUCAUUAAAUUCAAAACUCAAACCUUCUAACUUAAUUCCCACUGGCUUGAAACUCCCAAAGUUGAACCUAACUCAAACAUGUCCACUCAAAUCUCUCUUAACUGGAACCUUGUCACCUGGAAUCUCUAUCAACAUGAAUCUCACCAACUCAAACCUAGGAGAUUCUACGAAUUUUACACACCUCUUUUGAGACACCAUAUUGACAACUUACAAUUACAAUCUUUUUGUUAAUUUGAUGCAUGAUCAAUUUAAAGAUUUUUGAAGUUAUAAUUUGAUUCAGUAAGGUACCAGUAAACCAUAAUGUUUGAAUGCACUAUGGGCAUUACUUGAUGUUUUUGCUUUGAUGGCAACUUCCAACCUCUUAGGCCAGAGAACCUAAGAUUUGGAAGUUGUCCUCAGGACAAAAACAGCUAUUUAAUGCCUUGAAUACACAAAUAACUAUCGUUUUGUAAAUGAAACUUCUUUCUCACACAUACUUUUUGUUUGGAUGUGUCUGGUGACAGGUGCCAUAUUACUGUGGCUAUCCUUGUAAAAUAAAAAUUAAGAACAUUUUUGUAUUGUAAAUCCUAUUACAAGUGGCUUUAAAAGAGGAGAUUUUUUUUUAUUUUGCCUAUAGUGGCAGUUCUGUAUAAAUAUGUACAUUGUUUUUGUAAAUGCCAUUUUCAGAAAUACAAUUUUAAAUACUACCCAUAAAAAUACAAUUAUUAUGAAGAGAAUAAGUAACAAAAUCCAAGUUAAUUCCCAUCCUUCCUCCAACUCAGACAACUUUUAUAUAUAAAAAGGAAAAUAUACAUGAUUUAUGUAUUUUAAGGUCACAAGAAUGGUACAAUAAUACUGAAACAUGUAGUGUCAUGUAAAUGUAGUGUCAAAGUUAGCAUGUCAAAAGUAGGAUUGUCAAAAACUUACAAAAAUGCACUAGAAGUAUAUUCUUCAGUGCUUCAUAUUUUUCAGAUAUCAUCAAAGUACUUCUUUCUUGAUUUUCCUCUUCCAAAAUAAGGUCUGCGUCAAUUACCAAUUCACAAGAUUAUUGUUGUAUUGUGUAUACCUUCAUAAGUUUUAUUAUAUGUUUAUAAUUACAUAUCAAACUGUUAAGAUGUGAAAUUUGAAUGAGGGAGUCCAAUACAAAUUGAGGUGGUCAAGGCGAUAUAGUGAUCACUAACAUCUUUGUGAUAUUGAACUAGAAGAAAACAAAAUAUGUGUAAUUCUAGGUCUAGUCUCACAUUAGUUUUGUGAGUACCCUUUCCUCUGUUUAAACCUAUGUCUAUAGUAUUUUGAUUCUAUUGUUUUAUUUUUUUGAAAAGUAUCAAUACUUUUACUUCUAAUUUGGGAAAUGAGACCUAUAAGAAUAUUUUUGUGAGCCCUUCAAUUGAUUUUUAAAGUUUAAUUUGAGGGAAAACAUAAUACUCUAGAAUAAAAUAAUUAUGGAAUUGAGGCUUGUACGACACUAACACAUUUCUGUUGAUAUAGCCCAUUAGGUUUCCAUUUGGCUUGCAGUCAAUUAAUAGUGUAAGUACAACAAUUAAUUUUAUUACCAAUGUUUAGUUUUUAAAACUUUGUUUUUUCUUCAUUAAGCUUUGUCAGAAGUAUGACUGAACCUAGAGAAGAUGUAGAUGUCACAACAGAUUUAAUAGAUGUUUAUAUUUCUUUCCGUGCUAGAGUUUCUUUAGUUUUUUCCACAUUAUUCUGUAUGUGUUCCAUUUGUCUUGAGACUGUCUGUGAUUCAUGUUUGAAAACUACUGUUAAUUUAGAUCUACUAUGUAUAUUUUUUAAUGUAAUAUUGGCCUCUUUCUAUCUCGUUAGCCAAAUGUUUUAGAUUUUCAAUUACCGAGAAUUAUUUUUCUCAUCUUUCAUACAUGGCAAUUACAGAUCUGGAUUACAGAUAUAAAAGAAAUAAAUCAAUAAAUAAAUUUAAAAAAAAAAUACAUUCAUCUGUUCUAAUAUAUUUGGAAUUUAUGAACAUUUAAUUGUUAAUAUUUCUUGACUGUUAAUAAGUGGUGUCCUAGUAGAUGGAUGAGAUAAAAUUACGAAAUGUAAGGAUCUCCACUGCAGUAAUUUCAUUAUCAAAUCAAAUUUAAAAACAAUUGACUUAGAAACUUUCAAAAUUCACUCUAAUGAUCUCUACAGUCAAUUUAAUCAAGCAAUCCAACAAUCACAUUUAUAUUUUAUAAUUUUUAUUAGUUUUUUUUUAAUUACAUGAAAUAAAACUAAACUAAAUGUAUUUUUUAUAAAAACGUUCAGGCUCACCUCAAGUAUCCUGGAAGUAAUAUCCCAUUCUAUAAAAUAUGACUAUAUACCUAGCACAGAAUUUCUUGUAGUAACUUAAACUACUAUCUCAUACAAACUUCACCCAUCUCCUCCUCUCCUUUAUCUCUUCCAUUCUAUGAACCUCUGGUACAUUAAGCUGAUCAAUGUUAACUUUAAAAUGUUUUGAAAAUCAUUCUUAAAUAAACUGAGGCUGAUGUGUGACAGUAAUAAGAUAAGCCACACCUGCCACCACAAGGCCCCUGCUGUUCAUAAAAGUUAAUAUUUUAAUUUUGAUGAAUGUAUGGCUUAUCAUGUUACAAUAAACUAGCUGAUCCCGAUGCCCGAUUCCCAAUGCUUUAAACUGUUUUAAAAAUAUUUUCAUGUUGAAAAUGAUCACUAUGCAUGUUCUAAAUAAAAU
Messenger RNA from Gryllus bimaculatus (two-spotted cricket), 9263 nucleotides. The record is from the annotation of a GenBank genome assembly. Lineage: Eukaryota; Metazoa; Arthropoda; Insecta; Orthoptera; Gryllidae.